Salvelinus sp. IW2-2015 is the source of this 1063-nucleotide messenger RNA. RefSeq names its product lysosomal-associated transmembrane protein 4B. Gene Ontology annotation, cellular component: lysosomal membrane. Lineage: Eukaryota; Metazoa; Chordata; Actinopteri; Salmoniformes; Salmonidae. The record is from RefSeq and is a predicted model, not a curated record.
GCUCAGGUCACAUGUUCCAAUGUUUGCUAUUUGCCUGAGUUGAUCACUAGAGCCGCCGUGAGGCUUUUAUCACGAAUUGCCGACGACACCGCGCGCGCCGGAUAAGAAAUUCACGUCGAUCUAUUUGGAUUGUUUAUCAUUAACAGAUAUAGAUAUCUGUGAAGUGCCUCCUCGGAUUGUACAAUAUGAUUUCCCUGUGGGACSGAUGGCAUUCCACUAGAUGCUGCCUGUGCUGUCAUGUCCGCACGGGCACAGUUAUCCUGGGGGUUUGGUAUAUGCUGAUCAAUGCGGUGGUGUUGCUCAUCCUCGUCACGGCCCUGGGUGAUCCUGACCAGUACCAUCUGACCAGCGCUGAGCUGGCUAACGACUUGGAUGACAUGGAUGACGCCAACAUGUGUAUUGCUUCAGCGAUCUCGUUGCUGAUGAUACUAAUUUCUGGGAUGGCGACCUACGGUGCGUAUAAGCAACAUGCUGCUUGGAUCAUCCCAUURUUCUGCUACCAAGUCUUUGACUGUGCKCUGAACACCCUGGUGGCUGUUAGUAUUGUGGUCUACCCCAARACCAUACAAGAUUACRURCAACAGCUGCCUGAGAACUUCCCCUACAAAGAGGACAUCAUGGCCAUGAGCAAUGUGUGCCUGGUCUUCAUCGUGCUCCUCUUCAUCGGAUGCAUCCUCACCUUCAAAGCAUACCUGAUAGCGUGUGUGUGGAACUGCUACCGGUAUGUGCGUGCAAGAAGCACCACAGAAGUCCUGAUAUACGUCACUACUAAUGACACCACGGUACUGUUACCCCCAUACGAUGACACCAUGGCUAUUCCAUCAUCCAAGAACGCUCCUCCCCCCUACGGGGCACCCUACAUAGCAUGAAGAACCUGGGACGCUGUUCUGCUGACGGACUGGACCCCCUUGUUACUACAGCAGCCAGACCUGGGAAACAAAUAUUAUAUGUUUUCUUUCCAAUACGUUAUGCAUUUUAUAGUUGGCAUUUGAUAACUGUCACACUGGGUGUGUAGUGUUAGCAGUAUUUUAAUUAAAAAAAUAUAUGUUUUGUAAUAAUUUGA